CCCAGCAGUGCCACCCACAAGUUCCGCCCACCUGUGCCCAGCAGUGCGCCCACUAGCUCCGCCCACCUGUGCCCAGCAGUGCACCCACCUGUGCCCAGCAGUGCACCCACCUCAGUGCCACCCACAUGUGCCCACCAGUGCCACCCACCUGUGCCCACCCACCAGUUGCCCACCAGUGUCACCCACCAGUGCAGCCCAGCAGUGCUGCCAGUCAGUGCCACCAGUCAGUGCCCAGCGGUUGUGCCAGUCAGUGCCGACGGUCAGUGCCCAGCAGUGAUGCCAGUCAGUGCCGUCUAUCAGUACCCAUCAUCAGCGUCACCUAUCAGUGCCGCCUAUCAG
Messenger RNA from Staurois parvus, 339 nucleotides. The record is from the annotation of a GenBank genome assembly. NCBI's taxonomy places the organism in Eukaryota, Metazoa, Chordata, Amphibia, Anura, Ranidae.